UGGACGCUCGGGAUUGGAUGGCGAGAUCUUGAUUUUCCUAAAAUUGCGUCAUUUCGAACCCAAUUGGGUCCAGAUGUUUUGGGCACCGACGGGUUACCGUCUCGGAAACUCUCAGUCAGACGCAAGCGAAAGGAGAAGAGGCGGUUAAUUAAAUAUUGAGCAGAAAGUCGCGUGGGGAGCGUGUCACGUGGUCCUCCAGGCGCGUCGAGCCUUGGAUAAAUACCGCGAGGCACCGAGCGGGCAAAAGAGCGCGCCGCAUCCGCUUCCUCCACCGCCGCGGCCACCUAGAGUGCCGAGCGCCCAGCGUGCGCUCAGAGCAGCCAGACGAACCCUGCCGCCCUGCCCGCCGCGAAAUCCAACAUGAAAAUCCUCGUGGCCUUGGCCGUCUUUUUUCUCGUCUCCACUCAACUGUUUGCAGAAGAAUUCGGAGCCAACGAUGAUCUGAAUUAUUGGUCCGACUGGUCCGACAGCGACCAGAUCAAGGAGGAGCUGCCCGAGCCCUUUGAGCAUCUUCUGCAGAGAAUCGCCCGGAGACCCAAACCUCAGCAGUUCUUCGGCUUAAUGGGCAAACGGGAUGCUGAUUCCUCAAUUGAAAAACAAGUGGCCCUGUUAAAGGCUCUUUAUGGACAUGGCCAGAUCUCUCAUAAAAGGCAUAAAACAGAUUCCUUUGUUGGACUAAUGGGCAAAAGAGCUUUAAAUUCUGUGGCUUAUGAAAGGAGCGCAAUGCAGAAUUAUGAACGAAGACGCAAAUAAACCACCUCAUGUAUAACUUAUUGAGCUUCAUGUGUGUCAGUGGCCAAUGAAAGGUAACAUGAGACCUGCACCAUGAGGAAUAAUUAUUUAUUUAAUAAUCAUUGUUUUGAGUGGAAAACUCAAAAAAAACUUUAUUUUUCAUAUUGUGCCAAUACGUGCUGUGAAAGUGUGUUAUAAUUCCAAUAUGACCCCCUCAGAUGUAGAAAUCAGUGGGCAUUUCUCAACAAAGCACAGUGUUCAGUGAAACUGAAAUAUGUUCUUCAAAGAAAGAAAUCAUCUUGGUUUCCUGGAAGCAGUCAUGUCAGCCAUUGCUGAAGGAGAGGGAUCUCACAGAUAGGCUUGUGCUUCCUCUGUUUUCAUGGUGGAAAUGUGCUAAGAUUUGGUAUCAAAGUGUAUCCCUGCAGCAUGUGUCAUGUGUUGUGACUCAAAUAGAGAUGUUUUACAAGUUUUCACGUGAUUCUAUGGUCUUCAUUUCAUUGUAUAAUGUGUUGUGAUAGUUAACAUUUUAAAUAAAAGAAAAACUAUCU
This is a messenger RNA of Zalophus californianus (California sea lion), 1280 nucleotides long. RefSeq names its product tachykinin precursor 1 (gene TAC1). The record is from RefSeq and is a predicted model, not a curated record. NCBI's taxonomy places the organism in Eukaryota, Metazoa, Chordata, Mammalia, Carnivora, Otariidae. Bases 361 to 753 code for a protein of 130 amino acids. Gene Ontology annotation, biological process: tachykinin receptor signaling pathway. The transcript has 7 exons.